UUGCUGAUCCCGACGGUGUCGGUGCUGCGGGUGAGCAAGGAGAAGACAGCGCGCAUCAUCCCCAACGCCAUCGGAGUGGCCACGGGGCUGGAGAAGCACGUUUUCGGCUCGCUGCUGUCGCGCGACUCCACCUACAAGCUCAUGCUGCAGGUGUGGAAGGAGGCGCUGGCGCAGGGGCCGCCAAAGGCCGCGCUGCCCCCCGUGCAGGUCAUGAAGAGCGAGGUGGACUCUGUGAGCGGCGACAUUCAGCUGCCCGAGGACGAGGACUCGUCCAUGUCGGGCAGCGAGCACUCGUGCCCGCCCACGCCCAUCGACUGCCCCACCGACAUCUCCCACUCGGAGGGUGAGUGUCUGCCUCCGCUGCUACCAAUGUCGAUCAUUCUAUCUAGCCACUUGAACAUUCUUGAAGUGCCACUCGUUCCUCUCCUCGGCGGCGAGCCGCUUGCAACGUCCCUCCCCCGUGUAACGCCCGCGUGCGCGCCGUUGGUGUUCAUCGGCAGGGCCGAUCCGGUGCGCCCGCGGCGGUCGAAGUGCCCAACGGAAGCAACUCCUCGCGCCUGGGCGCGCAAGUGUGGCGCACCGGGCGGGCACGGCCCGGCGGGGCCGGUCCGCGGGCUGGGUUGUUCGCCCGCCGCCGCGUCCUCGCCCGCGGCGCGAGGCGCGGGGGCGGCGCUGGCGCGCUCUUCCGCCGGCGGCGCCGUGCGCCGCGCCCGCCCACCUGCUUGCCUCUGCUCCACGGCGCUGCUCGUGCUUCUGUUCCUGUCGGCCGCCUUCCUGCUGUACCGCAUCGGCCGAGUGCAGACGCAGUUCGCCGCGCCCGACCACACGCUCUCGCUCGCCGGCAGCAAUGACAUAUAUCAGGAAAUAUUAAAGUGGCAGACUCAACUACAUUCCAGGUCAGCAAAUGAAGUGCAAGAGUUUCUCAACACCAAUCUCAACCAACUAGCAAAGGUUCGGCAGUCCCUGGAGGCUCUGUCUCUGCUCAUAGUGACCGAAGAACAGCAUUUGCAAAGGCAGCAGAGGCUUCGAAAAGAAACAGAAGCUACUUCCCAGCAACACCAGCAGUACCAACAGCACCACCAUCAUCACCAUCAUCAGCAGCAAGGUGCAGCAGCUCUACCACAUGAUAGGCUCAGUUAGCAGUGGCUCCAAGCACGUGCUUUGGCCCUCUAGAACUGUCUGCUGUGCUUAGUCCGGCACCUCUACCGUCUGCGUGUUACAGGCCCUCCCUGUGUCCAGCGCGACAAUGGUCCAACUAAGGUACCUUGUAGCCAGUGCAAUGAUACUGUGCAAAAGGUUUUGGUCAUUUUUUUUGAAAACUGACUUCCUUGCCACAAAGUUGCUGUUUACCAAGCUUUCAAAACAUGCACAUAUGGUACUUUUGACCAUGGUUGAAAACCACACUUGAAGAAAGAAAGGUGAUUUUACAUGGAGAUCAAAGACAUAACAAUUUUGUCUCUGCCUCCAGGUCAGCAGGUUACAAACAACGAAGUGUGAAAAGCAUUGGAAUGAUCAGAAAGUACUAUAAAAUAGAAUGUCAACUACUGGUGUUUUUAAAACUUGUGUUCAUAAAGCAUGUAAGGUACCUUCCAUUGCAAGCUUUUUAAAAGCAACACCAUAUUGUACCAGCAUAAAAUGAAAUGUGUUGUAAUUUGUAGAAGAUCUUAAACAAAAAUGCCAGCAGUUGAAGAGUUGUUGCUGAAGCUAUGCAUCCUCUCCUUUCUCCUCCACACCAAUCCUUCAUGUAAUAGGUAAUUCAUAUGGUUCCAAACUGUCUCUAGUUGUCAUUAGUUCUGUAGGAGCAUCAAAACCAAUGGUUAUUUCAUGAAUACAAUAUACAAAAUUUUCUUAAAAAUUGGGAGAAGACUACCUCUUAAUCUAUAAGCCAAACUUUUAGACACAAGGGGUGACCACAGCCAUAUUGUACCAGGCAAAUUUUUCACUUUAAGAAACACUUUUUUUUUUCUCUGUACUUCUAAAUUCCAACUAAAGGAUAAUAGAUAACUUUGUGAAUAUACACAUUAUAAUAUGAAUAAUAAUAUGCUCUUCAUUGGCUGUAUCUGCUCAGAAACAGUAGUCAUCCACUCCCUUCAAGGCAAGGUUUUGCAAGCUCAGCUGUUACCUUACUUCCUACUAUCAAUGUCAAUAAUUUUAGAUCCCUUAAGCCCCAAACAUCCUUCAUAAGUGCAGCUCAAAAGGUGAUGUACCUACUUUCCAUUUCCAAUAUUUCCGUAACCUCUUAACAAGAGUAAUGUUUGCUUCACAUCAGAUAAGUGUUUCUAAAAAAUUGCUUUUGUUUCUUUUUUUAAUAAGAACACAUCAGCUCAACUAUCUCUGCACUUUAGUAGAUUUUAAGUAUGAGAACAAACCAGUCAUUGCCAAAGGAGUGCACGGGUGUUGACUAAGUACAAAAUGAUGGAAGGGCAUCAGAUUGAAAAUGAAUUGUCAGCAGAACUGAAAGUGUGCAUGGGUGAAUUUGCAGAUUUUGCAUGGACCAGGGAUGUAAUUAAAACACCUUUAGGUAUUUGUAUAUAUAUAUACUUAAGUCUGAGUGGCAUAUUAUGUUCUGUUAUGUUAUUGUUCUGAGUUCUUCACAAUGAGAGAAUUAUCAAAAACCAGUAAGACAAGUUCUAAGAUUGUAAUCUAAGAAUUUGAUCUAAGAAAUUGUAAGUACACAUUGCUACAGAUUGAAUGUAAAUACGUGUGGAGAUAGAAUAUUUUGCGGUAUGGGAAACCGAUCCCUCGACUGAGGCUAGAAUGAAUGAGUCUGUGAAAGACAGCUAGGUGCUUGAAAUGUGCAAUGUUUGUCCAUUUAAAUCAAUGGAAAAAUAAACAUUUAAUAUUAUGAUUUAACUUAUUAAACAUAUUUAUAUCUGUGAUAACUGGAAAAGGGCAUAGACUAUGUUCUGUACACUACUAUUUUUGAAAACAGACUGAGAGGAAGUUUGGCAAAUUGUGCCUCAAGAUGAUACAGUAUGGCGAGUUAGAAGUGGUGAUGAUUAAUUCCUCAAUUUUGUGUCGUGGAUUGGUGGUGCUCAUUGCAAUAUGAUCACUGUAAUGGUAAGUUGGAAUGGAAUGUGUGGCUGGCAUUGGCAUUUGAUCAGGUUUGAAUUAAGUCCAAGCUACACAUAUAGUAUACAUCCAACAUACUUUUGUACUGGCUGGAGUUUUGCUCUACAUGAAUGAACAUCAUAUUCACAAAGUAUUUUUAUACAAUCAAUACAUUCCCUAGAACACGUUUGUUUGCACUAAUGUAUAACUCCUGUGUUAAUUUUUUAUACCCAAAAUUUUAGUGUUACAAAGACAUUGCACAUUACCAAUGAUUUUGUGUGCUCUGCAGUUUUUUCUUCAAGCAGAGGGAGAUGAUGUGUGAACAACAACGGAGCAAGACAACAGCCAUGCUAUGAAAGGUGCCUAACUGUUAUCUAUCUUUGAUGGUAGAAACUAUUUUGUUGUAUUAUCCAUUUUGUAAGCAAGUGGUUCAAUUUGCCCUCUAGUUUGAGUUUUACUGUCUUGUUAUUUAUUCUUCAUUAAAACUUUUGAGAUGCUGAAGUUUACUUGCAUUAUGGAAGCAAAAUAAAUAAAAAUUCUUAAAGCAUUGAAGUAUGUAAUAAACCAUACACCUGUGAUAAAGGCAUGUGCUUUUUCUUUUCCAUAUAUAGCUGUAUUUUGUGUAAGACAUGUGUGAUGUGAUCACACAGCCAAGUGUAGAUUAGAUAUUCCACUUCAUUCAGUAUUAUAAAUGCAGGAUGGUUUGCAUUGUGGUUGAAAUAACAAGGGAGUUGAAAUAUACUAUUAUCUCAUCUUAGUUCACAUAUGCAGUAUAAUAUUGUAAAGUUUGAUGUUGAGUAGUUUUUAAUAUAAAAGUUUGGGUGUUAGAUUUCUCGUUAGUGGAGAAUUUAGUACCCAUAGAAGUAGCAUGUAAAAAUCACUGAGUUUUCAGAAUGUUGUGAUGUUUAUCAACAGAUCUUUUAAUAUAAUGAGAAAAAAAUAAUGUUUUGUUUAUCAUUGUUAAUAUAAAUUUGUUUUUGGAAAAUGAAAGAGGUUAAAAUGUUUCUUAAUACCUUUAUAUUUCUUGUUGAUUUUAUUCAAAUAUGUUCUAGCAAUAAAAUUCUUCCACAAUAACGGUUGUUACUAUAAUCAUUCAGCAAAUUUCCUUCUGACUAACAGUGGAAUAUUGUUAACUUCUUAUUCUUCUUCUCAUUGAAGGAUUCACAUAAACUGUACCUCCUGCUUUCUGAGUUUUUAAUUUUUGUUGUUGUUGUUGUUGUAAAUAUGUAUAAAUAGAGCUUUUGUUUAAUUUCAGUUAUCUGCAAAAUAAAUAAUUAUUUCCACAUUAUUACAUUGCAUAUGUGAUAUCUCUGAAGCCAAGCCAUCUUGAUGCCUGAGCCUUAGUACUGAUUCCCAGAGUGAGACUUGCUGCAUUUAUGUGGUGGUUUUCUUAUGCAAAUUUGUUUGGUAAUGUAGUGAAUGUGCAGCACAUCUUACUGUAAGAAACUGAUGAAACUUACUACUUCUGUGAAUGACUCUCAAGUUUUGCUGCACCUACUAUAUGUUGAGUUCUCUUGAAAAAAGUGCUUUGAAUGCAUGUGCGAGUCCAUUAGCAUGAGUCUAAUCAACUAAUGAGAAAUGACCUUUACAUAUUCAAGUAUUAAACUUUUGAAUUUUUUUAUUUUUUAUUAUCACCAACAAAAAUUGAAAUGUUUAAACAAAAAUUAACAUGAUUCAGUUUUAUAAAGUAAAAGAGCAACUCGAUUACAGAAUGAAAAAGGAAAUAAACACAUUCAAUUUCAAUUAAUAUAAUUUCCAUUCUUCACUCCCCCCUGUUCCACAUGCUAAAUGAUUCCUGUUCAUGUCUUAUUUGCAAUGGCCCAUUAAUGUUGUCAUUUAUAUUUGUAGCGAUAUAGUAUGACAACUAGGUUUAAUAUUAUUGGUCGUUUUGCUUAGAGCCUUUAAGUCAUUUCGCUUUCUUUGCCUCUCUUAAUAAAAUUUUGGGUAAUCAACUUAUAGUAUAUUACUAUACUGAUAAGUUGCAUGAACAAUAGUGCUCUUAUAUCACAUGUUAGUAAAAAAUAAAAUAAUAGUUCACUAUUGUCCUUCAAAACCAGCAAACCCAUGUAAAAAUGAAUCUGUAUGAAAUAAAGUUACAUAUUGAAAAUAGUAAUGAUAAAUAUUGGAUACAGUUAAGUAUAUGUUAGUUUGAUAUAUUCUAAUGAUUUUGAAUAUAUAAAUUGUAAGUACCAUAUGUCCAUUUUACAAAUAAAAAUACCACUGAUUUGUAUGUGAAAUCUUCUAAAUAUUGUAUGAAGGUUAAUUGCACAUAGGAUUGAAGGACUCGCAGAUAUAGUGUUAGUCGAAAUGUCAACAGGUCUAUUAGGAGGCUAUUUUAAUCGAAAUAAGCAAAAAACCAUUGGUAAAGCAGCAUACUUGUUAAAGAAUUUAGAAGAAUCAAACUGAAUGUCAUUAUUUUAUGCAGCUGAUAUCUCUAAUGAAACAUGCAUGAUUAAAUUUGUUUCUAUUAGAAUGAACCUGUAUAUACUUCGUGAACAUCUGUGGUGACUACUGCCUGCAAUGUGAAUGUUUUUAAAUACUUGACGUAUGUUGUUUAGAUCUCUGAAAGUCUUUUAGCCUCUGUGAAGAGUAAAAUAAAAUAACAACCCCAACCCUGCAUUGUUUACAUCAUCUCAAAGUAAUGUUUAUAAUGAACAAGCCCUAGAAGAAAUAGUUCUUGAUAAUUUCAAAAAUAAUUGUAAAUAUGUCUGCAAUAAGAUUCUUCAAUAAAAGUACUUCUCAGGACUGUGUGUUUUUUUCAAGUACAGAAAGGGGAA
Gryllus bimaculatus (two-spotted cricket) is the source of this 5828-nucleotide messenger RNA. The record is from the annotation of a GenBank genome assembly. Lineage: Eukaryota; Metazoa; Arthropoda; Insecta; Orthoptera; Gryllidae.